UGCUUCUGCUACGACAACCCGGCGGCGCUCCAGACGCAGAUUCAGCGGGAUAUGAAGGUGAACACAGCUCAGUUCAUGGCUCUCUAUGCCUGGUAUUCCUGGCCCAAUGUGGUUCUUUGCUUCUUUGGAGGUUUUCUGAUAGACAGAGUUUUUGGAAUACGGUUGGGCACUGUAGUAUUUAGUAUCUUUGUUUGUGUCGGGCAGGCAAUUUUUGCUUUGGGAGCGCUACUUAAUACUUUUUGGCUGAUGAACAUGGGAAGAUUCAUAUUUGGAAUAGGCGGAGAGUCCUUAGCGGUGGCACAAAACACGUAUGCAGUCAGUUGGUUUAAAGGCAAGGAGUUAAAUCUUGUGUUUGGAUUACAACUAAGCAUGGCCAGAAUUGGGAGCACAGUGAACAUGAAUAUCAUGGGAUGGAUAUACUCUAGAGUUCGAGAUCUUCUGGGGUAUACUGGUCCCAGUACUCUUGGGUUAACUCUCAUGAUAGGUGGCGUAACGUGUCUCUUUUCACUGAUCUGUGCAUUAAUCCUUGCUUAUCUGGACAAAAGAGCAGAGAAGCUCCUUUGUAAAGAGCAAGGGAAAACAGGUGAAGUGAUGAAGCUAACCGAUGUGAAGGACUUCUCUUUGUCCUUGUGGCUUAUCUUUGUAAUCUGUGUCUGUUACUAUGCAGCGGUUUUUCCUUUCAUUGGACUUGGAAAGGUUUUCUUUAUUGAGAAAUUCAAAUUCUCAUCUCAAGAAGCAAGUGCAAUUAACAGUAUUGUGUAUAUCAUAUCGGCAUCCAUGUCCCCAGUCUUUGGUCUCCUGGUGGAUAAACUUGGAAAGAAUAUCAUCUGGGUUUUAUGUGCUAUAAUAGCUACACUUGCUUCUCAUGUAAUGUUGGCUUUUACCUUCUGGAACCCCUGGAUAGCAAUGUGUUUGCUAGGAGUGGCCUACUCAUUGCUUGCCUGUGCCCUGUGGCCCAUGGUGGCCUUUGUUGUUCCAGAACACCAGCUGGGCACUGCCUAUGGCUUUAUGCAGUCUAUCCAGAAUCUCGGUCUGGCAGUUAUUGCUAUAGCAGCUGGGAUGAUUCUGGACAGAAGAGGAUACUUGUUUCUUGAAGUCUUCUUCAGUGCUUGUGUUUGCUUGUCACUAAUAGCUGUAGUCAUGCUGUAUUUUGUGAAUCAUCUCACAGGUGGUGAUCUCAACUGGUCUGCAAAGAAAAGGGAAAAACUGCAAAAAGUAGCUGCAACUGAGUAA
Molecule: messenger RNA, 1233 nt
Organism: Fulmarus glacialis (Northern fulmar)
Lineage: Eukaryota; Metazoa; Chordata; Aves; Procellariiformes; Procellariidae
Gene: MFSD1
Product: major facilitator superfamily domain containing 1
Exons: 14
Coding region: 52-1233 (393 amino acids)
Biological process (GO): transmembrane transport
Cellular component (GO): lysosome
Molecular function (GO): transmembrane transporter activity
Source: RefSeq, a predicted model, not a curated record